UGUGCUAUAGAUAUCCUUGAAGUCACAGUCAAAUCCAAGUUUUUGUUUAUAGCUUGCAUUCAAUCAAAUUGAAGAAUACUUGCUAUUGCAAAGUUGGAUUUCCUCCUUUCUCUGAUUUUGAAUGCAUACUGUUAAAGUACUGCACAUUCUUAUUUUUGCUUUAUUGCUACCAUUGUCAUUGUUAAUGGUGGCUCUCACCAUAGGCAAAAUAACACUGAUAAACUUGGGCAGCUUUCAGAUUUGCCCAUUUCCUGGACAAGCAGUAUAUCAUACUUGCUAAUGACAAUCCAACUGAGUCUCCUGAACUUGUUAGAAAUUAGGACGGUCAGGUGACAAUGUUUGGCUUUGGACUAUUACUUUCUCUUUAGGAAGUGAGGACAUUGAAAUAAAUGGACACUGUUUCCUUCUAGUCUUAAGUUGAAUAAACAGGUGAUCAAAACCAAAAACACCUGAGUAAUAAGACUUACUGAUUCACUGUAAUUAUUCAUUUUCAACUCUGUAGCUCAUUUUUUCAUUGACAAAUUGAGGUUAUUAAUUCACCCUUUUAGUUGUAGAUAAAUGAUAAACCUAUUAAUUAACUCAUGUAAUCAUAAGAGGAAGAAAGAAAAUAAAGUAGGGCAAAAUUGUGGAUUUCACUUCAACUAUGGUGUCAAAAGACCCUUUUCAGAGACCCAAGUAGAUUGUUAGAAGCCUUAAGAUGUCCCCUAGAUUCUUCCCAGAUUCUCAUUAUACCUUUUGCCAUCCUUAUUAUUAACAGCUGCCCAAAGAAGAUAUUCACAUCAACCCCCCUGGAGCAUGUAAAUGUUUCCUUAUUUGGAAAAAUUGGUCUUUGGAGAUGUGAUUAAAUUAUCUUGAAAUAAAGAGAUUGCUUUGGAUUAUCAAAGUUGGCCCUAAAUACUAUUACAACCUCUUUAUAAGAGACACACAGGGAAAACACACAGAAGAGGAGAAGACAAUGUGACCACAGAGGUGAGACAGAGACUGGAGAAAUGGAGCCACAAUUCAAGGAGUGCCAACAGCUGCCAGAAGCUGAUGAGGCAAAGAAUGGAUUCUCCUCUAAAGCCACUAGAGGAGUGUUGCCCUACUGACACUUUGAUUUUGGACUUCUGGCCUCCAGAACUAUGAGAGAAUAAAUUUCUGUUGUUUUAAGCUACUCCUUUUGAGGUAAUGUUACAGCAGCCACAGGAAACUAAUAUACCCACCCAAUGUUACUCCCUGUGAUUGAAUUCAUGAUAUUUAUCACAAGUUGUAAUUAUUUGCUAUUUUAUUUAUCAUCUGUCUCACUCCCCUAUGUAAGCUCCAUGAAGGUAGGGCCAUUCACUGCACACCCAGUCUCUUAGCAUAGUAUUUGAAAUAUCUUAUGUUCCUAGAAACCAUCUGUUAAAAAGAAUUAGUGGAUAAAUGUCCCCCAUAGAUAAGUCUUGUAAGACAGAGACCAUGUCUAUCGAUCACAAUUGUCAAAGCCUCCAGCACAGAGCCUUACAAGAAACUGCUGUUGAACUAAGUUUGCUGGCCUAGAAAUCAGGAAGUCUGGAUUCUAGACACUAUACUGCAAUGUAUAGCUGUGCCAUGGCCCCCACCUCUAUUUCCUUCCAUCUAUUAUUUGGCUUAGAAUGUUCAAGAAGGUUUGUUCCUUAUCUGCUCCUUCUUAUCCUUGAUAAGGAGCAGGUCCAAAUAGCAUUCAUUUUCGCAUCCCUUACAUCAUCCAUAAUAGUUGGCAUAUGAUAGGACAAUAAAUGUUUGAGGUUUUUGGGUGAAGUGGAAUGAUUCUGGGCUUUAGACUCAAACAUAAAUGAAACUCAAUAUUGCAUCCUUGAGUAAAUUCCUAAUCGACUCUGAAUCUCAAUCUUCUCAAAUGAAAGGAGACUAACCCUUACCUCACAGAAUUGUGAACCUGUGAGCCACUCAGCCUACAGCAGGAACUUUAUGAGUGGUACCUGAUUAGCAUUAACCUAUGCCAUUGACCUAACUCAACCAUGAGUGCAGCAUCAGAUAAGAAUUCCUAACUGGUGCCAUAUGACUUUGGCCAAGCCAUUUAACCUUUCUGAACCACAGUUCCUUAGCCAAAAAUUGGCAAUAGUACCUUCCAUGUAAGCAGUGGCUCUGAUCUAGAAACUAAAUAAAGUAACAAUAGUUACACUUAAGCGAGUGCUAGUCUCAAUAAGCUAUUAUUUUCUACAAAAAAAAUCUUGGCUUCCUAGGGUCUUCUGAAACAAUGAAAGGGUCCAGCUGACCCUCUUACUGCCUCAACGAACCCAAAUUUGGGAAUCUUCUAAGCAAAGGCCGCGUGAGGGUUCCAUGAGUCCAUGACUGUAUUCCUCAGGAACCUACCAGUUAUCAGUGUUUACCACGAGGAGAGACCAAACCGAUGUGACAGGUACUCUAGAAGAGUCCAGUACCUGGCAUAGCCCUAAUCCACGCUGAGUUUAGCCUUUUUAGUCGGCAGAGGUCAUGACCUAAGGAGAGUGCUGCUCACCGUUUGGACCGCCCACCAUUUCUCCAGGAGUCCCGCGGUUGCCUGGGCAACGCUACGUCACCGCGUAUCCUCCCGUGCCCGUCGGCGAGAAGCCUAGAGAGCGCAACGCGCAGGCGCCCAGUGGAAACCAAUGGGCGCGGCCGGAACGCUGGUGGCGCUCGGCGCUGCUCUUUCGCGGUCGGAUUCUGGGGUGGGGCGGCAGCGGGAGCGCGCCCGCUUUUCCUAGGCCAGCGGGCGGUUGUCCGUGGCUCCGCGACUGGGCGCCCCGUCACGUAGGUUACACACACGGUCACUCCCCAGGGACGGCCCGGAGUCCGUCCAGGCAGCUGCGCCCUCCCCAGACCCGGGCACCGCGGAGGCUGGAGCCGCAAUGGUGCUGGUCGAGGGCGGGAGAUGGAGCUGACCAGGAGCCGGAGGGGCUGAAAAGAGCCUGCCCAAGUCUGGGCCAAGCACGAAGGCCUUUCCCACCCGUCGGGCUCCUGGGUUCCCGCCAGCCGAUUUCCAGCCGUCAGGGUCACGCCACUCGCUGGAAAACCCUGAACUCUGUGCCCCUCAAGCCCUGGGCCCCCUGCGGGAAUGUUCAAAAAUGAGUACCAGGGAGGUGCAUUUGUUGAAAUCUUCAGUGCUCAAGGAAAAAAUCCUGGAGCAAAAUGGAAGAUCCUUGGUAGUCCAUCUGUGAUUUGGAAAGAAUUUGAUAAAGAAGUUAAAAGUUUUGUGUUUGUCCUGGAAGGCAGCAGCCAAACAAACAAAAUUCAGUUACCAAAGGAGAAUAAGCAAAUCCUUGGAUUGAUCCAGAGGUUUCUUGUACUUCAGAUUUACGUACCCCUGGGACAAGACUUCUCCACUGAAUUGCUAAUUACUGAUUUAGGGAACAUCAAAAGAAGAUUAUAUUUAUCAACGGUCCAUAAGGAACUAUCCUCCACCCCUCUUCAUGCAAAAAUUCCACUCUUCAUGAUCAAACGUAAAAUUUGGUGCAAUCUAUGCAUUGACUUAGUAGCAUUCACCAGUGAAAUAUUCAAGGGGGCAGUUUUCCAGUCAUUGGAUGGAAUUGUUGUCUCAGCUAACUGUAAGCUACGGAAGAUCUUCACCUUAAAAUCAAAGCCACAAGACACUGCUGAUAAGGAUGCUGUCUGUGGUGUUCCCUAUUCAACAGAUGAGCCUACAGAUAUACCACGAAGCUGUCAACUAAUGACAGAUGUUCCACAUGUCACACAGCUGCUAAACAUGACUAAACUUCGCCAAACUGAAAUAAAAUUUGGAGGCCAUCCUCUAAGAUCAGCAGAAUCAGAUCAGUUAAUUAACAGAGGAACAAGUAGUACACGGAACAGUAAAAAUCAAGAUGUUUGUCAUAUCGCAUUUGGAUCCAAAGUUCUUGGGCCGCCUCCACUCUCUGGCAGAAGGAAUAACAUGAGGAUAUCCAGCGAGACAGUGAGAUCCGUUGGGUCCAAAAAUAACCGAUCAUGCCAGCCGUCCACUGUGGAGAAGUGUGUUAAUGGUACAGAAAUGUCAGCCUUGCUGAUACCUGAGUCUGAGGAGCAAGGAAAUAAAGAAAAUAUUCACCAAAUAAAGCAGACCGUACCUAUUCAUGCAGCCAAUCUACAUAUUAUGCAUCCGCAUCCCCCUCAAGAACCAUCAGCAGAUAAGAAUAAUAACAGAAGAAGAUUACGGUUAAAAAGUACCAGCAGAGAAAGGACAGAGACACCCAGCGGUAGCUCUUCAGGAAAUAAUAGGAAUGAAGAUAAAGCAUCAACUAUCCUCACCACUGUGUCCCAACAAGGAGCAGAGCUGUUGAACUCCAGCACUCUAGGACCCCAGUCUCCUGAUCAAUCAGAUGAGUGGAUCUUUCCUGAAAAUGCUGAUCACAUUUCAUAUCUGGCAUCCAGCAGACAGUCUCUACUUCUGGAUGAUGACUCCUGCAACCCGUCACACCUGUGGCUGGAAGCCAGCAAAGAGAGUGAACAUGACCAGCAGGCAGAGGAAUCCCAGAGUGUUUCAAAGGACAUUUUCACUUUUUCAUCAAGACCACGAUCAGCACCUCAUGGAAAGACUCAGACUAUGUCCCCAGAGGAGCUCUCAUUUAUUUUGGAUCUAAAAGAGGAUAACAGUGUGACAAGCAGAGACACCCAAUCAGAGGAUGAUUUUUACAGUGGCAACAGCAGUGAAGAGGGUAACCACAGUAUCCAGGGUUCUCAAAACCCAACAACUGGUCCUUCAGAGUUAACUCACUUAACAUUAGAGAGCCUGCUGGGGAAGGCUGCAAAGCGGACAAGUAAGGAAUAUCUAAAGAGCGCCUACACAGAAGCAGGAGCAACAGAAAGCCAGGAUUCCUCGGCGGAGCAAAUAGAUAGAAAUAACUUUCAAAUGAGUUUGUUGCCUACAACAUGCCUUUCUCCAACUGGAAGAAGGUGUGGAUCCUGUCAGAAAACUCCAGACCCCAUAAUCAAAGCGAAGGAUCUAUCAGCCCAGCAAGUGCCAGCUUCACUAAACAAAACCUCCCUGAAAGAAAUCUCAGGGGAAAGGCUGAGCUCGAUCCCUGAAGCAUCUGAAUAUGACUGGCGAAACUAUCAGCCGAGCCAGAUGAGUGAAUCUGAGUUACAGAUGCUAGCAAGCCUACGGCGGCAACAAAAUGAAGAACUGGAGGACGCUGGGACCUCCCAUGGCCUGAGUGCCUCCCAGGUGGACAACUGUAAUGUCAGCAUAAGUACCAGCAGUGACGACACAACCACCUGGAACUCCUGCCUGCCACCCCCUGUCAACCAGGGUCGCCACUAUCAGAAAGAAAUGAACCCACCUUCUCCUUCUAAUCCCCGGGACUGGUUAAAUAUGUUGAGCCCACCAAUUGUUCCUCCCAGUCAACAGCCAGCUGAGCAGCAUCCAGAUUCCUCUGAAAGUUUGAAUGUUCAAGGUGAAGAAGACCUCAGUGUGGAAGAGGACGAGGAAGUACUGACUUUGUUGUAUGACCCUUGUCUGAACUGUUACUUUGACCCCCAAACAGGGAAAUACUAUGAGUUGGUAUAAUGCCUCCUUCCGGGGCAGAGAACAGGCACUCCCAGCUGGAGCAGAAUAGCAGUUCAGGGUCGCUUAAGGAGUCACCACAACUUGUGUGUUGGGUGACCACAGAAUCAAAAGUAACUGAGAGAAACGAAUUCAUUUUGUAAAUAAUGUUCAAUGUUAAGAAUACCUACAUUCCUUUUGUAGAUGAGUAUGAUUUUGAAACUGAAGAAAUUAAUACAGAGGCAAGAUUUUAGGAGUUUGAAUUGGUUCUUGUUUGUUCUCAUUCUACAUAUAAUUUUGUUUAUUUCAGAUAAUUUUAUGUAAACAAGUUAAGAGUUAUUCAUUCAAAUUUUUUGCAGUGUUAAUCUGUAAAUGAUGGCUUGAUAUACAGAAAAUGUAUUUUUGUUUAAAAGAUGCCUGGGUACCUUUUAUUUUAUGACAUUUGUAUUAAAAAUAAAGUAUGAUGGUAAGAAGAAUAGCUUUUAAACUGCUUCUUUUCAUUCACCCCACUUUCUUUUCCAGAAUAUUCCUAUAUGAUACUUUCCUUCUCUUCAACUCUUAGAAAAAGAAACAUUGUGAACUGGUCAGACUUUAUGAUCACAUUUUAUUGGCACUGGACCCACUAUUUCCAUUUCAUUAUAGUUCAUCCAGAGUUUGCCAGAGAUCACAACAUUGUUAAUCACUUAAGCUGCUUAGCACUGUAUUUUUCUUUUAAAAAAAAAUCUUGGGAGGCUGAGGCGGGCGAAUCACGAGGUCAGGAGAUCAAGACCAUCCUGGCUAACACAGUGAAACCCCAUCUCUACUACAAAUACAAAUAAUUAGCCGGGUGUGGUGGCGGGCGCCUGUAGUCCCAGCUACUCCAGAGGCUGAGGCAGGAGAAUGGCGCAAACCCAAGAGGCGGAGCUUGCGGUGAGCCAAGAUCGCCCCACUGUACUCCAGCCUGGGCAACAGAGCGAGACUCUGUCUCAAAAAAAAAAGAAAAUACUUUGCCAAUUAUCUCUGAAUUCUGUUAAUAGGUUCACAUCUAGAUCUAUAUAGAAAUAACCUCUUUGAAAUCCCCCCACCGCCACACACACACAAACACACACACACACACACACACACACUCAUCACCACUCCUGUGACCUGGGCCUGAAGAAAUCCCAGAGGCUUUCUCUGGUUUUUCAGUUGAUGUCCAUGUAACUCUGCUUGCCGGAUCACAAGGAAAAAGUCAUGUGCUUCCUGCAUUUGGGUAGACAGCCUUGAAUUGUGUGCCAACUAUAUUAAUAUUGAGCUCAAGGAAAUACUUAUUAUAUUACCUGGCAUAUUUUGUUAUUUAAUAAAGAUUUUUUAAUAAAGAAGAGUACCAUUGGAAAUGAAAAUUUAUUGGUGUACAGUUGGAUUUAAUGGUGGUACUAUAAUUUCAUUUAAUAUUGCUUGAUACAGGAAGUAAGCUCUUUUUACAGGAGUAGAUUUGGACUCCUGUUCCAAGUAUCAUACAUUAUUUAGAACCAUAUUUGUGUUUGAUAAGCUUUUAAUCCUGUUGUUCACAAAGUAUGCCUUCGUUAUAAAUUUCUCUCCAAGAUCUUCAUACUUACAAAAUGAAAAUGAAUAAAUUAAGCUUUCCAAAGCAUGCAAAAUGAUAAAAGAGUUGGGUUUUCUUGAUUAUGACCUUAAAGAUUGGAAUAGGGCUUGGAAGGCCUUGUUUCUGCUUUAAAUAGUCUCAGGACCAUAUAUAAGGGACAUAUGACAUAAAUAAGGGAGUCAAUUAAAAUUUAUAUUAGUGAAGACUUAUAAAUAUCAAAAACAACAUGAGCUAGAUGAAGAAAAAAAAAUUAGGAUACAGGAAUGCCUCAAAUGCCCCAAAACAGAAUGCUGUAAGGCUAUAAGGCCUCUGAAUAGAUUUGGGCUGGGACCUAGAGGACUGUAGUGAACUCUGUUGGGAUUCUUAAAUUGCAAGCAACAGACACCCUUGAUCCCAGAAUUCAAAGACUUGCUGAACAAUCAAGCUCUGGGAGGCACAGACAUCAGAGCAGCCCCAGAGAUCCCUAUAGCAGCAACCAACAGUUUCUCAUGAUGAUGGCCACCAAAUUGACAGCACCACUUUUUUCUUUCUCAGGUCUCUGCUCAAGGAGCAAGAGGAUGGUAGGAUUAACUCAUCAGUUAUCCCCAGGACCACAUGGAAUGGGAAUGAGAUACUCCCUGAAGGAGAAGAGGGCACUGUUAAGAAAAUGGGGAGGGAUGUCAGGCAGGCAAA
Molecule: messenger RNA, 7706 nt
Organism: Pongo pygmaeus (Bornean orangutan)
Lineage: Eukaryota; Metazoa; Chordata; Mammalia; Primates; Hominidae
Gene: CFAP20DC
Product: CFAP20 domain containing
Exons: 17
Coding region: 3053-5494 (813 amino acids)
Source: RefSeq, a predicted model, not a curated record